AUGGCCGGCGCCCGCCUCGCUCAGGCCCGCAUCUCCGCUGCCGCCGCCGCCGCGGUGUGGCUCCUGUGGGCGCUCGGCCUCCCGGGCACCGAGGCCGGACCGCCGCCCUUGCCCCUCCGGCCGCCGGCCGGAACCGCCUGCCUGGACCUCUUUACCGCCGGGGUGCCUGCCUUUGUGCUCGACACCGAGGCCUCGGUCAGCAACGGGGCCACCUUCCUGGGCUCCCCCGCCGUGCGCCGCGACUGGGACUGCGUCCGCGCCUGCUGUGCCACACACAGCUGCAACCUAGCGCUGGUGGAGCUGCGGCCCAACGGCCUGGAGGACGACACCCCCUCCUGCUUCCUCAUGAACUGCCUCUACGAGCAGAACUUUGUGUGCAAGUUCGCGCCCAGGGAGGGCUUCAUCAACUACCUCAUGCGAGAGGUUUAUAGCUCGUACCGGGAGCUUCAGACCCAGGGCUUUGGAGAGUCCCGGGUCCCCAAGGCCUGGGCGGGCAUGGACUUGAAGGUACAGCCCCAGGAACCCCUGGUGCUGAGGAGUGAUGAGAACACAGAGUGGCACCUGCUGCAAGGUGACACGGCUGUCAGGGUAGAGAAAAAUGACCCGGACCAGGUGAAGCUAUGGGGACUCCAAGAAGGCACCUACCUGUUCCAGCUGACAGUGACCAACUCAGACCAGCCAGAUAACACUGCCAACCUCACGGUCACUGUGCUGUCUGCCAAGCAGACAGAAGAAUAUUGCCUUGCGUCCUACAAGGUGGGCCGCUGCCGGGGCGCCUUCCCUCGCUGGUACUACAGCCCUCCGGAACAGGUCUGCAAGAGCUUCAUUUACGGAGGUUGCCUGGGCAACAAGAACAACUACCUUCGGGAAGAAGAGUGCAAGCUCGCCUGCCGGGAUGUGCAAGGCCCCUCAAUGGAAAGGCAACAUCCAGUAUGCUCUGGCACCUGUCAGGCCACCCAGUUCCGCUGUGGUGAUGGCUGCUGCAUCGAUGGCUUCCUGGAGUGUGACGACACCCCCGACUGUCCUGACGCCUCUGACGAGGCCACCUGUGAAAAAUACACCAGCGGCUUCGAUGAGCUCCAGAGCUUCCAUUUCCCCAGUGACAAAGGGCACUGCGUGGACCUGCCAGACACAGGACUCUGUCAGGAGAGCAUCCCUCGCUGGUAUUACAACCCCUUCACUGAGCACUGCUCUCGCUUUACCUAUGGCGGUUGUCAUGGCAACAAGAACAACUUUGAGGAGGAGCAGCACUGUCUGGAGUCCUGUCGUGGCAUCUCCAAGAAGGAUGUGUUUGGUCUGCGGCGAGAAAACCCCACCCCCAGCGUAGGCUCUGUGGAGGUGGCCAUUGCGGUGCUCCUGGCCGCCUGCAUUGUGGUGGUGAUAGCCAUCCUGGGUUACUGCUUCUUCAAGAACCAGAGGAAGGGCUUGCGCAGACACCGUCACCGCCACCACCCACCACCCACCCCCGCCAGCUCCACGGUCUCCACCACCGAGGACACAGAGCACCUGGUCUAUAACCACACGACCCGGCCCCUCUGAGCCGGGAGCUGCCUUGGUCCUUCAGCUGGGAUGCUCACCAGCUCUCCUGGCCUUGCUUCCUCCUCUCCAAGAUGGAGGCCUGGGCUGGGAAAAACUUUGGGACCACAUUUCUCCAGCCUGUCCCCUAGGGCCACUCUGCUCAGAGGCCAGGGCUCCAGCUCCUCCUGGAGGUGCCUCAGCUGAGCUGGGGGCAGGUGUUUCUGAAAAGGCUCAAGGGCCUGGGACAGGAAAAACCCCUGAGCCACGAGUCCUGUACUCAGAUGAACCUGUCUCUUCAGCCAUCUGCCUAGGAUUUCAGAUGAAGCUGACAUUUUGUUUCCUGUUCAAAACUGCCUACCCCCUACCCUGUGGCCACCGCAGGGUGUGGGGAGACCUGAGGCAGUGUCAGAAGCUGGAGGCCCCCUACCCUGUCCUCCAAACCUGCCUCUUCCCCUCCACCCAAUCCAGGCCAGGGGGGAAGGACCUCUCUGUAUAUUUUGUGCUGUAAAGAGUUUUGUUUAUUUAAUGCCAUGGAGGUGGGCAAAGAGGAGUGGAAGACUGCUGUCUGGCCUUUGCCUUCUGUCUUCCUCUUCCUCCAAUAUUGAGCCCUCUGACCUUGACCAUCCCCAGCUGGCCUGGCCUGGCUGGCAGAGCCAGAAAAGGCCCAGGGGUAGGGCAGGGGUGGGGGGGCUGCAUGCUUUCAUCCCCCACCACCACUCACCUGCAUUCACCUCUCCACCCCCUCCCCACUUCGCCAUAGGGCCCUGUCCACCCACAGUGUAAUAAAAUGGGUUGGUCUGUGGGCUUCUGCCUCCAUUCUGUGGGCCAGGGAAGGGAUACAGUUGCUUGGGGGGAGAUGGGACCGCCCUGUCCAAGUCCAACCGGUUCAGUCUUUGGCCACCCUGUUCAGCAGGUUUUCCUACCUCUCCCGAAACUGCCCCAGCCCCUAAGGGUGGAGAGAAGUGUUAAAUUUGACCACCAGAGGGGAGGGGUGAGAGGGCCAUGGGGGUUGGGGGCCAGAGAAGCUGCAGGGCUGCUGUGUAGGAUAGUUUCUUCCUGGUCUGAGCCUCCCAACAAGCCUGUUCAGUAGCUGGGGCACCCUUAGUGUGUUAGAUGGGGAUGGGGGAGGGGUUGCAGAUUUGAACCCUGGCCUCUAGUUCCAACUUUCUUUGGUGUAGUGGCUGGGAAUGGGGGUCCCAUUUGGCCCAGGUCACCAGUUGUCCCCCCAUUCACAGACACCUUGGCUUCUUCACAGGAAUGCAGCCCCCCUCCCCUGCGCAGCUCCACACUCCUGUCCAGCAGCCUUUAUUCUUUGAUCCUCUCCUAGUCCUCCAAAAAAUCCUACUUGUAUUCAUUCAACAAUUUGCUGAGCUCCUAUGUGCCAGGCACUGCCAGUCACUAGGAAUUUGGUUUGUCAAAGCUAAGAAGUUUCCUGAACACAACCAAACAUUUUGAGGGACAAAGUAGCAAGGGCAGGGGUCUGGGGACCAUGGUUUCAGGGGAUAACUAGGUCAAUUGGCAUAACAAAGUUUAUUAAUAAAAUGCUCUGCAUUCCACUUUGGUGAGUGGCAUCUGGGGUUUUAAAAGCUUGCCAGCAACCAUCUAAGAUGCAUCAAUUGACCCCAACCCACCUGGAACGAAGGAGCAUGAAGAACAUCACAGACACAAGGAUAAUAUUAGCCCAAGAGACAAGGGCCACAUAAAGCAGGGACUCCAUCAGCCUGAGAUCAGAAGAACUAGAUGGUGCCCAGCUACCACCUGUGACUGCCCUGAUAGGAAACAACAGAGAGUCCCUGCCAGAGCAGGAGAAAAGUGUGCAGAACUCAAAUUCUAGUAAAGGGACCAGACAUAAUGGUCUGACAGACAAGGAGCCCCAAAAGACAUGGAUGGCCCCCAGACUCUGUUAACCCAGAACUAAAACCAUUCCCAAAGCCAACUCUUCAGACAAAGAUUAGACUGGACUAUAAAACAUAAAAUAAUACUCGGGAAGAGUGUGCUUCAUAGUUCAAGUAGAUACACAAUACAGCUUCUGUCCGGAGGUGGGAUGAGGAGCCAGAAAGGGAUAGGAGCUGAUUGAAUGGACACAGGAGCUGGUUGAAUGGAUACGGGAAAGCCAGGGUGGAAAGGGGGAAUGUGCUGUUAUGUUAUAGGGAUAGCAACUAGGGUCACAUAACAAUAUGUGUAUAAGUUUUUGUACGAGAAGUUAACUUGAGCUGUAAGCUUUCACCUAAAGCACAAUAAACUGAAAAAAAAAAUUAGUUUGUCAAGACAAGCACUUAAAUAGUUCUUGGCACAUGGAAAGCAGUAUGUAAGUGCUUUACAUAGCUCAAGUGAUUGCACACAGCCUCGUGAUAUAAAACCAAACCCACUGCCAUCGAGUUGAUUUCAACUCAGUGACCCUGUGGGGCAGAGCAAAACUGCCCUAUUGGGUUUCCAAGGCCCUGUGAUCUAGCUACUAUUAUCCCUAUUUUACAGAUGAGGAGACUGACUCAGCAAGGUUAAGUGAGCUCCCAAGGUCCUAGAACCACCUGGGAGAAUUGGAUUCAAACCCUACAGUAAGGGUCCAGAGCCUAAGAGAGAACUUUAGAUUGUGGUAACGGCUGUGCAGAAACAUAAAUGGGAAUGUGAAAGGUUGAGCCUACUUCCUGGCAAGUGGAAAACAACCUACAUAGGAAGCCAUGAACGUACAGCUGAAUGAAUUCCAUAACUGCACACCCCUCUGAGGCAAGCACCCAGAUCAGACUCAUUAGCACCCCAGAAGGAUGGAGCUCCUUUGGGUGGGGCACACUGUCACACCUCCAUGUUUUUGUACAUGUGCUCUCAGCCAAGACCACUUCCCCACCAUUCAUCCCUCAGCCUAUGCUCUCGUUCCUGAAACUUGCACACACCCAGGUCGGGCUCUCCCUGCUCCACAUGCCUAUG
Loxodonta africana (African savanna elephant) is the source of this 4440-nucleotide messenger RNA. It is a transcript of the gene SPINT1, whose product is annotated as serine peptidase inhibitor, Kunitz type 1. Gene Ontology annotation, biological process: extracellular matrix organization; epithelium development; epidermis development. Lineage: Eukaryota; Metazoa; Chordata; Mammalia; Proboscidea; Elephantidae. The transcript has 10 exons. Gene Ontology annotation, cellular component: plasma membrane. Bases 1 to 1539 code for a protein of 512 amino acids. Gene Ontology annotation, molecular function: protein binding; serine-type endopeptidase inhibitor activity. The record is from RefSeq and is a predicted model, not a curated record.